Messenger RNA from Terrapene triunguis (Three-toed box turtle), 1803 nucleotides. It is a transcript of the gene LRRC74B, whose product is annotated as leucine rich repeat containing 74B. NCBI's taxonomy places the organism in Eukaryota, Metazoa, Chordata, Testudines, Emydidae. The transcript is spliced from 15 exons. Bases 1 to 1803 code for a protein of 600 amino acids. The record is from RefSeq and is a predicted model, not a curated record. Gene Ontology annotation, molecular function: protein binding.
AUGGCUCUGCCUCACAAUGUCCGAAGGGGCUUGACAACUUUCAGUGGAUCGCUGUUCAUCAACAAUAAAACUAGGGAUUGCGGAGCUGCCCAGAUCUACCAUCCAGGGCAUGAGGUGCUGUCCAGCCUGCCUCUCCAGAUGAUGCUAUUCUUCAAUGUCUUCUACUUCCCAUUCUGGUGCCUGUGCGAGGGGAUAAUGCUGGCAUUAAAGUACGGCCUGCUGCCCUGUUACUACCAGUUCCUCCUUGUUGCUGCCUUCCUGAUUCUCGCAUUAGCUGAAGGGUUACGCUUGUAUCUUGGAUACAUUGGAAAUCUGCAAGGAAAGGUACCUGAACUGGCUGGAUUCCUGCUCCUAUCCUUCCUGAUCCAGCUCCCGCUCCUGCUUUUCCUUCUCAUGGAUGAGCACAUCAUUCGGCUGCCCCUGGAGACAGCUGUGCAUAGCAUUUACCUGGUGUUUCUUGCCUCUGAGAUCACAGCUGCCUUCUUUGCACUUAAAGUGAUGACAAGGCAGCUUGCUACACAGUUCUACCUGAAACAAUUUGAGGAUGCAGGCAGACCGCGGCAAUCCGGGCAUAGCAGGGAGGAAGAGUGGGAUACUGACCUUGAAAUAGAAGAUCUAAAGCCACCUCAUUCAUUGUGUGAGUUAUAUGAAACCAAGGAACCUUUUGACCCAACUGGAAAGACCAGAUAUAUAGCAGCCUGCCAACUAUAUGGAGUGGUACCCAUAUCCUAUUUCCUGCGUCACAUGAAGGACACUGAACUGAUUAUGAAGCACCAUGGACUUGGCCCACAGGGUGCCAAAGCUUUAUCUCUUUCCUUGAUGACCAACACCUCCAUCGUAAAGUUAAACCUGAGUGAUAAUUGGCUGAAUGGAGACGGGGCAGCUGCAGUUGCAGAGAUGUUAAAGGAAAACUGUUACAUUUCAGAUGUUGAUUUAUCUGACAACAGACUUGGAGUUAAAGGAGCCGAGGCCCUUUCUGGUAUGCUUCUGGAGAAUACGACAGUUGUUACCCUUAAACUUUCAGGAAAUGAGUUCAAUGACCAUGCAGCUAAGUACCUAGCCGAUGCCCUCCCGGCUAACAAUAAACUGGAAUCUCUGGCUCUGAGUCACAACAUGCUUGCUGACACAUCAGGUGAGCUGCUUGGAAUGGCCAUAGCAGAAAACACUGGGCUAAAGGAGCUUAAUAUCAGCUGGAACUACUUCCGUAGCCAAGGAGCAGCUGCCUUAGCCAGAGGCGUUGAGGCAAAUGUAUUCCUCAGAGUUCUGGACCUUUCCUACAAUGGCUUCAGUAACAACGGCGCAGCUGCCCUGGGGGAGGCCCUUAAAGUCAACAAUGUGCUGGAAGAGCUCAACAUUAGCAAUAACCGCAUUUCACUGGAAGGAGCUCUGCGCUUUGCAGUAGGCCUGAAAGAAAACCGGACUCUGAAGAGCCUUAAUAUGGCCAGAAAUCCCAUGCAGAGUGAAGGCUGCUUUGGGAUUCUCAAAUCUAUACAAGGAAAUUCCGGGGCCGUGGUAGAAAUCCUGGACUUCUCAGAGAUCCCUGUGAACAAAGACUUUGCAGACCUGUGUGAUGCUGUGAAAAUGCUUUUCCCGAAUCUUCAGAUCAGACAUGGUGGAAAUGCAACACUGCACAAAAAAGACCAACCAAAGCAAGGUCUGGGCAAGGGCUCCCUCUCUGAUGCCUUCCUCCUGCCGUGGUCAGGGAGUCUGAUGUACGCGUUCCCUCCAAUUCCACUCAUCGGCGAGGUCCUGGCAAAGGUCAAGAGAGACAAGGUGCAGGUUAUCAUGAUCGCCCUGGCAUAG